Messenger RNA from Drosophila ficusphila, 1621 nucleotides. RefSeq names its product chitinase-like protein Idgf3 (gene Idgf3). Lineage: Eukaryota; Metazoa; Arthropoda; Insecta; Diptera; Drosophilidae. The transcript has 3 exons. Bases 130 to 1455 code for a protein of 441 amino acids. The record is from RefSeq and is a predicted model, not a curated record. Gene Ontology annotation, cellular component: extracellular region. Gene Ontology annotation, biological process: carbohydrate metabolic process; chitin catabolic process. Gene Ontology annotation, molecular function: chitin binding.
CAUUUCGAAUUCAGUUUGGUUUCGCAUCUCGACGGCGACGGACUGUUACAAGCAAUACCUCCACCGAAGGUAGUCUGUAGCGAUUUUGUUUUGAUUUAGUAGAGCUCUCUGGGUUUAUCUCUCUGAAAGAUGACGGGCUCUCUGUGGCUCAGUUUGGCACUGAGUCUGGCGAUUUUCGCUCAAUUUCAAGUGAACGCCGCUCCUAAUCUGGUUUGCUUCUAUGAUUCCCAGGGCUUCCAGCGUCAGGGCCUUGCUCAGUUCUCGAUGACGGACAUGGAACUGGCCCUGCAGUUUUGCACUCACUUGAUUUACGGCUAUGCCGGUGUAAAUGCCGAUAACUACGAAAUGCAGAGUAUCAACAAGCGUUUGGACCUCGAACAGCGUCACUUGGCCCAAGUGUCCAGCUUAAAGGAUCGCUAUCCCCACAUCAAGUUCCUUUUGAGUGUGGGUGGAGACGCAGAUACAAAUGAGGGCAACCAGUAUAUAAAACUCUUGGAAUCGGGACAACAGGGUCACAAGCGUUUCAUUGAAUCUGCGAGGGAUAUUGUGAGGCGUUAUAAUUUCGAUGGUUUGGACUUGGCCCUCCAACUUCCGAGAAACAAGCCACGCAAAGUUCAUAGUGAUGUUGGUUCCGCCUGGAAGAGUUUCAAGAAGUUUUUCACUGGCGAUUUUAUUGUGGACACUGAAUCGGAUACCCACAAAGGACAACUGACUGCUCUGAUCAAGGACUUGAGUGCCGCCUUGAAGCAAAAUGAUCUGCUGCUCAGUCUUACGGUUCUGCCCAACGUGAACUCAAGCUGGUACUACGAUGCUCCCUCGAUUGCUCCCAGCCUGGACUUCAUCAACCUGGGUACCUUUGACUUCCUGACCCCGCAACGUAAUCCCGAGGAGGCUGAUUUCUCUGCCCCAAUGUACGAGGCCGUUGGACAGAAUCGUUUGGGUCACUACAACGUUAACUUCCAAUUGGAACACUGGCUGCUCCAGAGAGUGCCUGCCAAUAAGCUGAACAUUGGUAUUGCCACCUACGGCAGAGCCUGGAAACUGUCUACGGAUUCGGGAAGCACCGGAAUGCCAGUGGUUGCUGCUACCCAAGGACCUGCACCGGCUGGUCCUCAGAGCAAAAAGGAGGGUCUUCUCAACUGGGCCGAGAUUUGUUUGCUGAUGCCGAAUCCCAGCAACUCGAAUGCCAGGGGACCGAAUGCUCCGGUGAAAAGGGUUCUCGAUCCCACAAAACGCUAUGGCAGCUACGCUUUCCGUGCCGCCGAUGAGAACGGAGAUCACGGACUGUGGAUCAGCUACGAUGAUCCGGAUUCGGCCUCCAGCAAGGCUCAAUUCGCCAGGGUCAGGAAUCUGGGUGGAGUGGCUCUGUUCGAUCUAACCCUAGACGAUUUCCGUGGUCAGUGCACCAACGAUCGAUUCCCCAUGCUGCGUGCCAUUAAAUACCGACUACUCUAAACACCAAAUCCAGACCAUAAAGACAUCACCAGCACGCAAAUGUCAAUGGGAAAAAAGCCUGGGGAAGCGGAGCUGGGAGGGAACAAAUGUCACCCGAUCGGUGGCUUAAGGCCUCCUUCUGUGUCUGUCCCUUUUUGCAAAUUAAUUACAAAGUUGUAAACUAAAA